Molecule: messenger RNA, 1816 nt
Organism: Dicentrarchus labrax (European seabass)
Lineage: Eukaryota; Metazoa; Chordata; Actinopteri; Moronidae
Exons: 6
Coding region: 1046-1528 (160 amino acids)
Source: RefSeq, a predicted model, not a curated record
UCACCUCGGCCCGCCUGAAGCCAUCUAAAUUUCAUGAAAUGAGUAUGAUCGUCAAACAUAUAUAAUGUUAAUAAUGUUUCAAACUAAAUGUGAAAACCUUACGGUUAGCUAGAUGAUAACCAGGUGAACAUUUUGUCCACAAUCCUUUGGUGGAGGAAUGUGGGACCACAGUUACCCUUACCUACACACAGUUAUUUAUGUACAAAACAUUUAAAUUGUUGAUUUAAUUAGUUUGUGCUCAUUUCAUAAAAUGUUGCUUUGCUAAAGCUUAUGUUGAAACCAUGAGGAACUACAAACUGCAGUUUUCACUCACAUUCAACUGCAAUGCAGGAAGUAGUGAGACAUUACUGCAAAAGAGCAGGUUGAGAUUAAAUUUUUUUAUUUAUUGCUUAAAUGGCUUGCUUUGAAUCUGAGCUAAAGCAAACUAACAAUAACUUGCUGUGUAUCAUCUAUACCAUGAUUUAAGGGUCCUCAAAUUAUGUGAAUAUAUUCCAGUGAGGAUACAUAGUGUUUAUAAUAUUUAAACAUAAGUUAUAUACAGUAAUGAUCCAUUGUUUUGCUACACAAUGAAAUGUAUUCACAUUUCUACGUGAUAUCUAUAUCUAUAUUGUUAUUUUAUUCAUAUCCCAUAUGCAUUUCGUUGUCUUAGUAAUUGUACUUUGUGCCAUAAAAAUAAAGUUGAAUCUUAUCUAAUCUAAUCUAACCUACUUCCUACUUUAAUUGAAAUGCCUGAAAUGGUCGUUGUGAUUGCUCCUUUCCAAACGUCUUCCAUGUUAUUUGUAGUUAUACUGAACCUGAGAUCUGUUGCUGGUUACCUCUAGCUCAAACUAAUGGAAUUUGAACAAUUUAUAGCAUGAAAGCGUUCAUUGUUGGAGGGAAAAUACUACAUGUUGUACUUUUUAAUGUUGUUGAAACUGACAUUGUGGCAUUGAGUUUGGCCUGAUUUUUGUUCUCUUGGAAUGCAGAUAAUUCAACUCUCUCACCUCCACGCACCUAUUCCACUUCACCUUCAGUAACCACCCUAUCUGCCUCAACUCCACCCCCCAUGACAGAAGCUCCUGUCGUGUCUUCAACCACCCAAACAACUGCCCACAUACCUCCACUUACCUCGCAGACCCUCACCUCAGAGUCCUCAAGUCAGACACCCAGUUCAAACACCACGUCUGCCUCUUCUCCUGCAAACACCUCAUCCUCACCCACAGACACUUCAACCAGCAGGGAACCAGACUCUCAAACAAACCAAACUCACAAUGCGACCUCGCCUCCAACCACUGCGCCCAACACCACAGUCAUUACAACCAUCCCAGCCAGUACACCAGCCCCUCCACCUCCACAGUAUAAUGACAAAGCUCUGAUUGGGUCUCUGGUCUUCCUCAUCAUCCUCAUACCUGUGGCUCUGCUUUUCUACAAGAUUUACAUUCGGAAGUGCAGAAAGUCCCAUGAUGUGAAUGAUGACAUGAUGCUUGAAUCAGAAGCCAUUUAUGUCAAUGCACGACCUCCAGGAUGGCGUCAUAGAGAAGCUCGCUGAUGAAGAAGGUGUAAUGGAGCUGCCUACCAAAUCAUCAUUUACGCCUUCUGCUUGUGUUGUUCAGCAUGUAGUAGGUCUUUUUGACAUCUUAGAAAUUACUCUAAAAUGUAGUUAUCUUUUGUUAUCAGCUAAUAGCUCCAAUAUUAUGCUUGCUUUUGUUUUACUUUCAGCCUGUCUGUCGCUUUGAUGUGCACAUUGUAAUAUGUAAGAAACCAGCCCGCUUUCAGUCAUCAAAUACCGAGGUUUUGUCAUGCCCCUCGACAUCAUUAAAGUUUUAAGUUAUAUAAU